AUGCCUUCUCAGAUAUUAAUGACAAUUCUCUUUAUAACUUGUUUUUCAUUGUUGUUUUGGUGCAUUAUCGUAGAAUCUCGUUUAAUUGACGGUAGCGACAACAAUGCUAUAAAUCCGACCGCUGGAACUCCUCAUCAACCUUUUUUGAGAGCCAUUAGUUCAUUGAAUUUCAAUCAGAAUUCUUCUCCCGUUACGUCGCCCACUGAUUCUCUUGGGUUAAACCCGAUCGGACCGACAACUAUAAAAUGCACUGAUAACUUAUCUUCUGGGUUAUAUCCUAUGCCACGAUGUAUAUCAAAUAUAAUGUGUAGUUAUAAUGUUCAACCUUAUAAUGUUAACACAUUGUCAAAUUAUCGUUCAUUCAGGCGGACUAGCCAUUUCAACACGAAUCCAACUUACCCCAUUUUUAUACCUGCUGAUGAUCCACUUUACAAUCCAAAUCCAAACUCUACUAUCUCUCCAUACCAAAUCAAUGUACCUUUUUUACCUGCUAAUCGUUCCGAUGGUAAUAAUGACACUAAUCCAGCAACUCGAAAUCCUCUUCUUAGUGGAAUAAAUAAUGUUACUCCCUUUUUUGAUCUAAACAAUAUUUAUGGUAUAAGUGAUCAGGACGCGAUGAAUAGGCUUCGGGAUACUUCAACUAAUAAAGGAAAACUUAAGACUUAUACUGUAAAUGGUGAAGAUUAUCCUCCAAAAAAUUCUUCUGAUGGUUCAUAUAUUUGGGGCUCAACUUCGGAACGUUCGUAUAGUAUAUUUACUUUGGCCAUUCAGACAAUCUGGAUACGUGAACAUAAUAGAUUAUGUGAAGAAUUGUAUAAUAAACAUGGUAAUUCUUGGACUGAUGAACAAUAUUUUCAGGAGGCAAAACGUUGGACUAUUGCUUUCUAUCAAAAAGCUGUUUCUGAGGAAUAUAUUGGUGCUAUUCUUGGUCGUCCUUUACCAGCCUACCAAAACUAUAAUCCAAAUCUUGUGCCAGGAGUUGAUGCAUUUUUCGCAACUGUUACUUUUCGAUAUGGUCAUAGUGAAUUAAGUGAUUUUUACCAAAUUCAAGAUGAAUAUGAUAAUACCCUUUAUAAUUUACCUUUGAACGAUAUUAAAAAUCUCUCACUUUUGGAGACAUUUGGGUUAGAAAGAGUACUAUGGUCUAUAGUUCUUCAACGUCAGGAAGAAGUUGAUAUUUUUUUAGCCGAUUCUACUAAAAAAGCUCUUGCACCUGAUCAUAAUACUUAUGAUAUAGCUGCCUUUGAUAUUGAAAGAAGUAGAGAUCGUGGCAUUCCUUUAUAUAAUGUAGUUCGACAAUAUUUUGGUUUUCCCAAAGCUCAGUCGUUUGCUGACAUUUCCUCAAAAGCUAAUAUUCAAGCAAACUUGGCUAAAAUCUAUCCUAAUGGAAUUGAAACUGUAGAAGCAUGGGUUGGAGUGAUGAGUGAAGACCAUUUAGAUGGUGCAAAUUUUGGCAUGGUCAUGAAUGCGAGUAUGGUGACGCAGGUAAUCAUGUCUAUAUGUUUCGAUUCUGAUAACUUUUGGUUCGAGAAGUCUGAUAUGUUCACUUCUGAUGAACAAAUUAUCCUACGAAACACUACUCUCAGGGAUAUCAUUGUUCGUAACAUAAAUCAAAGUGUAUCUUUCCCUCAAAAUAUUUGGUCCGUUCAACCUCAAACGAAACUUAGCAGUAGUGAUGACAAUAUUUAUCCGACUAAGAUUAGUAGUUGGACUCAAUAUGUUGUGAGUUAUAGGGUUGAUUUGACAUAUGUAUAUUUCAAGGUUCAACUUCAAACUUCUAAUGGCAAUGGUUGGUUUGGAAUGGGAUUUGAUCCGAAAGAUAACGGCAUGACAGGUGCUGAAUUUAUCAUUGGAAUUGUUACUAACGGAAACGUUACAUUAGCAAAUUACCAUGCUGAUGUAGGUGGCUACCAUCCUCCCCUUCGUGAUUCUAACCAGGAUCCGACUCUUGUGCCAACAUCUUCUUCUAUGUCUGAUGCCAAAGCUGUGACCGUAGAGUUCAAAAGACUACUCAAUCCUCCAGGAAGAAAACCAAUUGUGCAUGGCGAUAUGAAAUAUAUUAUGGCUUAUAAUCCAAAUAGCAAUGCCUUUUCUUACCACCAAAAUAAUCGAAUGUUGGUUCUAGUGAACUUUUAUAAUAGUGAAAUUAGUGUUGCAACUACAGCUAAACUUCAAAGUUUUAUUAGAGUAGUUCAUGGCUGUGGAAUGUUCUUUACAUGGUGCAUACUAUUUCCGGCAUCAGUCUUUAUUGUUCGAUACUUAAAGCAUUAUACUCAUCACCUUAAAAUUCAUCGACUUAUACAAUUGAUUGGUGGUAUUUCAGUUUCAUCAUUUGGUGCUGCUGCUAUUUCUACACAAAUCUUUAUUGCAAAUAGCAACACAUUUUGGUGGAAAAUUACUUAUGGUUGUUGGAUGUUUAUAAUAGCUACCAUUUUCUUACUUGGUGAGAUUUGGUGGCGUUUUGAAGGAUUAUUUCAACGAUUCCUCUGCGUUAAAGAUGAGGAUAUUGCCGAAAAAAAAACGAUGAUGCAUACUCAUAUUAAUCAUAAAGAGUAUACUAAAUUACCCGAGUUUACUUGGGAAGAAAUUAAUGAAAGAGUUCAGUGUGGAGCUUAUUUGGUCGUUUGCGAUGGACUUGUGGUAGAUAUUCGCAGUUGGUGUAGUUCCCACCCAGAUUUUUAUAAUACACACAAAAACCAAAAAAUUGUUGAAGAUUUAGAUUCUCUAGAUGUUUUAUUGAUUCAAAAAGAUACAGCUUAUGGAAGUCAUUCAUCUAUGCUCGCAAAAUAUAUAAAUCAUCUUCGAGGAAGACCAGCACCUCGACCUCAAAAAAGACGGUCUGUUGCCAAAUUUGUCGAUAAUAUGAAUGUAAAAUUCUAUUUAAGGGAGCCAUUGGCACAACAUACUCACAGUAGGUUUGCCACACAGAAAAUGGCAACAAUGGUUAUAGGAAAAGUUAUAGAAAAUGCAAGCGAAAAAGGACCUUUUAUUCAAGGUGAUGGAUCUAUUUAUCAAACUCGAGAAACCGAUUCUAUUGAAAUUGAUGGAACAUUUAUGAGUACCAAAAAAAGUAUCAAAUUUCAUCGUUAUAAGCUUACUAGCAAGGAAAUGAUUAAUGCAAAUAUCAAAUAUCCUGUGAUUAGAUUUACAUUUUCUAUAGUUCAUCAAGGUGCAAAAGAUAUUAGUACUGAAAAAUUCUUGCCUGGACAUUACAUUGAAGUGCAAUCUAGAGUAAAUGGCCAAAUUGUAAUUAGAAGUUACACUCCUUUGGAAGGUAGUUUAUCCAAGUCAUUUUCCAUUUACGUCAAAAUUUAUCCAAGGGGACUCUUUUCACAGCAUUUGAGCGAACAGCUCAUAGGAUAUGAAAUUCAAGCACGUGGUCCAUUUGAUGUUGGUGAUAGAUUCAAGCCAUAUGCUGCAUCUACACUACCGGAGCCGUUAUCUUCUGGCCGCAGCAUCCUUUCACCCAUACGAACCCAUGCAAUCCUUUCACCCGUACGAACUCAUGCAAACCCUACUGCAAAGACUUCUUUAUUAAACCCAGAUAGUCAAGAUGGUUGUUGGGACGAAUUAUAUAUGAUUGCCGGUGGUUCCGGAAUAACACCAAUGUUACAGUCAAUGAAACGAAAAAACGAUGCUGGUCAAUAUGUUAGAUAUAAACAAAUGCAUUUACUAUUUGGAAACCGUAGUAUUGAAGACGUUGUCGAUGGUAUAUUACUUGAAGACCUUGCGCUUUCUAGUCGAGGACAACUUACUGUAACAUACUGUCUCUCGGAACCGCCUUCAGAUUGGGAUGGUUUACAAGGAAGAAUUAAUAAACAAAUAAUACAAGAUUGGAUAGAUACGAUGAAAGGUCGAUAUCUCUUAUCACCAAACAAGUCUCAGAUUACGGCAGGAGAUAGCAACUAUAUGAACAUUCUUCAAAGUCAUUCUAUACGGCGUGACGCGAACGAGCAGAAUCAGAGUAUUCCGCCACUUCUAAAACCUCAAUCGCCAAUUAUAAAACCUCAAUCACCAAUUAUUCAGCCGCAAUAUGAAGCGUCACAAAUUUCCAAUUUUCCGACAGAAUCAAGCGUUCCACUUGUACAUUUUGAUGAUAACAAAAUAUAUGACGAAGACAGUAUAGUCGAUAUAGGACCUAGGUCUGCAUCAACAAGAAAAUCAAAGAUACCUAAAAAUAUUGAUCCUCAUUUAGCAAAUUUGGGAAAAAGGAUUAAUCCGAUACAAGGAAAAAUUAUUGUUUGUGGUCCAUCUAGUAUGUUAAUUACCGUUGAACAAGCUUUGCUUGAGAUGGGAUAUAAUGAACAAGAUAUGAUUAUAUUGCAUUAA
Scutellospora calospora is the source of this 4329-nucleotide messenger RNA. The record is from the annotation of a GenBank genome assembly. Lineage: Eukaryota; Fungi; Glomeromycota; Glomeromycetes; Diversisporales; Gigasporaceae.